Molecule: messenger RNA, 5825 nt
Organism: Cynoglossus semilaevis (tongue sole)
Lineage: Eukaryota; Metazoa; Chordata; Actinopteri; Pleuronectiformes; Cynoglossidae
Gene: pea15
Product: proliferation and apoptosis adaptor protein 15
Exons: 5
Coding region: 528-920 (130 amino acids)
Biological process (GO): MAPK cascade; regulation of apoptotic process
Molecular function (GO): protein binding
Source: RefSeq, a predicted model, not a curated record
GCUAAACCGUGACAGAAGGGGGAGUGAGAGAGAAAAAGAGAGAGAGGUACAGAAACAAAGCGAGAGAGAAAGAGAGAGAGAGAGAGAGAGAGAGAGAGAGCGAGAGCAAGCCAAAGGCGUUUCCACGUUUCUCAGCUCUUCUCACAGCAGCGGACACGAACUCGGAGGAUCCACGACUGUCUGUGUUUCAGACCUGUCUCCUUGUCUCAUUUUAAAAACACUGUCACUGUCACUUGUCCACCACCACCAUCACUCCCCACGCGAGUCUCUGCUCCGGCUCCUAACAUCCACAGACACAGUGAUGAUCCAUCAGUGAAGCCGGGACAGAGUGGACAUUGUGGACUUUUAUAUUUAUUUAUUUUCCCUUUUUUUUACUGACUUUUUCAAACCCACAAGUGACGUGAAGCUCGGCUGCUCUGCGUGACACUCACGGGAGGUUAUCUCUCCACGUAUCCCUUCCAGAAGCUGAAGCUGACUCAUUUUCACCGGUCAGAGGUCAUCUAUCAACACCCAACCAAAUACUGAAUAUGGCGGAGUACGGCUCUCUGCUCAGCGACCUGUCUGAAAACAUCACCAAUGAGGACUUGGAGCAGCUCAAGUCAGCCUGCAAGGAGGACAUCCCUGAGGACCAGAGCAACAACAUCACCUCCUCCAAAGAGUGGUUCAGCUACCUGGAGAAGAACGACAAGUUGGCCCAGGAUAACCUGUCCUACAUCGAGCACAUCUUUGAGAUUUCACGGCGACCGGACCUUCUGACGAGGGUGAUCGAGUAUCGCACCACCGUCCUCAAGAUCUCUGAGGACGACGAGAUCGACACCAAACUCACGCGCAUCCCCUCGGCCAAGAAGUACAAAGAUAUCAUCCGUCAGCCUUCUGAAGAUGAGAUCAUCAAAUUGGCUCCACCUCCUAAAAAAGUGUGAGCUGCAGACCGCCACCCCCCACCACAGCCAGCCCUGACUUCAACAUGAUUCCUUCUCUCCUGGCACACUAAAAUAAAUCAUGACCGGCCGUUUUCUGAACCACCUCAUCAUUUCCCCGCUUCACCGCUGACGUCAGAUCCAGUUAACACACACACUGACACACACAGACACACAUUCAGACACACACACCAAAAAGUAGAACGCACUAUCCUCCUCCCAGCACUAACGCACGCUAUGGCGCAGAACCAUGCACAGGCAGCCGCCACCUACUGUACCUACAGAAACAACCAAUCAGAUCAUAGAGUCACAGCCUCUUCAGGCUGAGGGAAGAUGGGAGGCUGCAGGAAACAUAGACAAUACAAAAGAAGACGAAGAAGAAGAGGAAGAAGAGGAAGAAGAGGAAGAAAUCUGGAAACAGAUCAGCAGGUUUGUCUGUACGUGAGAGAAAAUGAGUGAGAGGAAGUUUAAUUUGAGCGGGUCAGUUUAGCGAUGAGGUCUGUCUCAUGUUUACCCAUGUUUAUUUGUGUUUGUUGAAGUCGCAAAAGUUUGAUUUUGAAACUGAAAAACCAAGAUUCAAAACCAAACAACUAAAAAGGAAAUGGCAAAGUUUCACCUUCAGGCUAAAUGCUAAAUCACACCUCGCGUGACUAAGCAUUUAUUUCUUCUGUUAUAUUAACUUGAAUAUGAAAAUGGGAAAAAGAAAAGUGUUGUUUAAAUAUUUUAAAGACAGAUUUUGAAGGUAAACAAUUUGGGGAUCAGGUUUCACAUGAAGUUAUGGCUAAUAUAUACUUACAUCAACCUGUAGUUAUUUGUUAAGGGUCAGAUAAAAGUCAUUUUUCUCAUUAUUAUGCUAUGAAAGUUAUAUAUAUAUAUAUAUAUGUUAUUAAAAUUUAAAUAAUAAAAUCAGAUGCAGAUUUGUAUUCUUAUAGCCAAUAGUGUGGGCUUUAAAGAAUAUUUAAUUUUCACUUUAUUUUUGACUUGAAAGUCAGAAUUGAGACUUUUUAUCUAAUAAUUAAUAAAAAAACACUGAAUUUAUAUUAAUUCAAAAAUGCUGAGCUAUUAAGAAAGGAUUUUAAUUUUUUUUAUUUAAAAACAUUACAUGUAUUAAUUCUUUUACUAAAAACCCUGAUUUACAAAACAUUUCUUUAAGAAGCCUUAGAAUUAGAACUCUUAGAAAAGUGACUUUUCACCCCGUCCUACUUUCCAUCUUUUACUUUCUUUACAUUUACAGUAUAUUCUCUGCCCUGAUUAAAUUUAGACUUUAAAAUAGCAUCUGUUUAAAAAGCAGUCAAAUUAUUCCAAAAGUUUAAACUUUCUUUUAUAAUAUAUUUUGUUCACAAAAUGACCGUAAAUAUUGUGCCCCUGGCAGUAAAUCUGAUUGUGGGGAAGGAGAGAGCGCCCCCUUUGGCGACUUUUCCUUUAUAAUACUAUAUCAAAAGAGUAAAGAUAUUUUAGGAAAACCCUUUAAAGAUGAUUUUCAUUUCAUUCCUUGAUAUCAAAGGACUUGUCACAGCAAAAGAUAUUCAGACAUAAAUGUCCUCAAAUUCCCUGACCUCUGAAUUUACAGAAUGUGGACAUCCCUAGUUGAGCGAAUCAGUUAGUUUGACCACCUGCUGUAUGAGCUGAUUAUGUGUGUAAAUAUACAAUUAAUAUAUUAAAAACAAAACUUCAAGCAGACCUAAUAUAUCCAGCUGUGCUGGCUUUUGCAGCAAAAUUGUCAUAGUUUCAAUCUGUGUCUCACAUGACAACUGUGGUAGUUCUUUUUAAACAAAAAUAUCAAUAUCAAAAAGAGUCAAAAGCAGCAACGUACAUCUGGGCAAAUACAAGUAUAUUUUAGGAGGAGUUAACUCAAAUAUUUGGGGAAUAGGCCUUUAAGAGACAUAUUCUAACAUGUUGUUUACCCCACUUUGCCGUUUUGUUCAUUAUGUACAGACAGAACGUGACCAGAAGGCGGUUUCACUGAAGGAAAAACAAACAGAAGUUUUGGGAAAUUAAAAAAAGACGAUCAAAUGUCAAAAAAGAGAAACAGGUCUGGCAUCAGAAGCCGAGUGCAGACAGGAAAAAUAAAACGCAAACGACGGCUCAUAAUCCACUGACUGCCUAUGCCUAUACUCCACCAUGCACCAUCACAUUAGCUAGCAAGACUGUUGGAACUAAACUAUAAGAAAAAAAACAUUUUUAACACUGUGUUUCUCUUUACCCCACAAUGAAGCCUUAGCAACUGUUGACUGGAAAUAUAUGUCACACAGCUGUGACUGUGUGCACAGAGCAAAGCCAGACGCCAUGAUUAGUUAACAAAAAAAAAAACAGCUCUUACCUUUUUCAAUGGAACGUGGUUAAUUGUUCUUUCAAAUCAGCCAAACGUCGGGCGUCAGAAUCUCGGUGGAUCUGUUUCUGGCCUCUUUGGUUCUAUAAGAUCGGAAAAAAUUGGGAUGGCGUUAAAAAAAAAAAAACCUUUUCCUUAAUUCCCUCCUGAAACCCUAGUGCCAAUGACUAAGACUUUUAUUAUUUUGAUUGCACUUUUUGUGAUCUGUUGUUUUUUCUUUUCUUUUUUUGUAUUGCUGGCUGUAUAUUGUUGUGUUGGACCAAUUUGUAUUCUAUGCAUUAAUGUCUGUGGAAUUCUAUGUUCCCUCUUGACAAAUUGUUUAAUCGAAAGAAGUGAAGAACUCCUGAGUUGUGAGAGGACAGGGUGUUGGUUUAGUCCUGGUGUUCUGUCAGGGAGCUGAUAUGACUGGAUAGGAGAAGACGAAAAUGUGCUGGGGAAAAGAGGUCUUUUACAAAAUGUGUUCAAUGUGAUUGCUCCGGUCUUUUUUCACCUAGUAAAAUCUUCACGCAACUAAAAUAUGAACGUGUUUAUCGUCAGAACAACAGCGGUGAAGAAAUGAAUUUUUGAAGAACAACAAUGGUCGGGCUCGACAAUACCUAAAAGACAAAUAGUUUCAUUUGCAGACAAGGGCGGUAGGUUUGACACCGAUGGAUAAACAAGUUUAGUUCCUGAACAUUCAAAGUCAGAGUUAAGAUUUUUAUGGUUUUGUCACAAAAAUAUCCAUACCUAAAUACCUAAAUAAUUGCACUCAAAUGAAACAGGCUUUUGUCCAACUGUGCAUCAAACAAGGAAACAGACUGUAUGGAAAAGUCGAUCUCAGUCCACACCACACCAACUCCACUCAGACAGACCUGAGCAGCUGUAAACAUUAUGUAGUAAAAAAAACAAAAAAACAUACAGUACAUGGUCAUCAUCUCUUUAUUGACUUCUGAUUUGUAAACCACUUCUGGUAGCUGCACGAGGGCUCUGUCCACUUCUUAUAUACAGUCCAUGGUUUAUCUAUUUGCACUGACAUUUUACCAAAAACAAAACCCAACAACGGCAGAGUAUUUCUGGGUGGAUUUUCACCUCCAGUGUCCAGACCAGUCUGUACAAAAAAGACAAGAGCCUGAGUGAAGCGGUAGUCGCCCUCUUACACCUUCAGCCUUCAGAUGAACAGACAGUAAUAACUAACCAAUCACAGUGGAGAGUAUUGGCUGAGGCAAAGGUAGGCAUUUGUACUUACUGCUAUGACCUGUGGGUAAUGGUCUUUUCUAGAAAACAGCAGUGAAAAUGCCACUGACUAAAUUCCAGUUAAAAACUGUGGUAACUGUAAAAUAAUCAAAAAGCCUUGGUUUUCAUUGUUGUGCAGCAGACAAACAAAGUUUUUUGUUAUUUUAAGCGCUUCUUAAAUAUCAAAGUGUGAAUUUAGUACAUGUGACUUAGUAACUUCAUUUUAUUUUGUCCUUAUGCUCAGCAGUAAUUUUUCAAUAGUUUGACUUGACUGUUGUUUCUCGUAUCUGUAUAUUUUAAAUAAAUUAAAAUAAAUCAAACUGAUUGACGUUUUAGCUGCUCCUGGCCGGAUCUUUCUAAUUAAUGUGUUGGUUUUGUAUUAUUUGCUGAGAUAAAUAGCAGUUACAGCCUCCAGCUCUGAAUAUAUCAACAUAUCAGUCACGGUGAUGUCAGAAUUUGGAUCUUUAUGUACAGAGUACAUAUCAACUUAGUAAAUGCUGCAACAUAGACGCCAUAGAUCGUAUAUAAGAAAUGGAGGUAGCCUUCAGACUACCGUUCUAAGUAGGCAAAGAGAAAAAAAAAUUGGUUUAUUUUUUAUAUAUGCUUAAUGGUAUGAACCUAGAUUAGAUAAAUAUAUAAAUAUUUAUGGUAAAAUACCUAACAAUAUUCAGUUAUAACUACUGUAGACGAAAUGGAGACAGAUAUUGUAAAGAUAUUUAGCAUAUGAAGCUAAAAGUCAAAUCAAAUUCAAACACAGUAUGACUAUCCCUUUAGCGUAGGACUGUUUGGUUUUGGGGUUUGUUGGGGUUUUUUUUUCAAAUAUUAGGAUGUAAAUAUGUAUUUUGACAUAUUUUGUUUUGAAAUUGAUUAAUUUAUUUACUGCUUAUAUAUUGUUGUUUCUAUGUAUUCUGAUCAUGUUUUACUAACCUUAAACAAAUACGUGGGAUAUAACCUGUUUGUGCUUCUCUAAUGUUAAGGCAGAUCAGAUACUGACCUUAUUUCAGAUUGUGUUCUUCUCAUCAUUUAUAUACAUUUGGCUGCUUUUGGCUUCAGGUGGUGGCUUUUAUGACAAACAUGCUGUUGUUUUUUUGUUUUGUUUUAAAUGGAUACUCAUUUUCAUCGUACUAACUGAUGAUGUAACAUGGUAUGUGUUACUGUGUUGUACGCGUUGUGGUCACUGCUUGUGAGAUGAGUUUAUUCCCAAAGUUUGCGAAUCAUGACAAAAGGUUGGUCACAAACACCGUAAUUUGAUAUUUCUUUCCUCUGUAUGGCACAUGUUGUUUCCUGUAUGUCAGAACAGAAAAGUGGAAUGAUGCUAAUCCCUGAUGUUUCUCCAAUGGGGUGAAAAGAUUGUUUUGUCUGUUGAA